AUGUCAGCAUUCAGCAGAGCACUCCCAACGGCGGUAAAAGAAAUCAGACUAAUUGGAUGCCAAACUGGAAACAGAUCAGAGGGAUUCAGGCAAUUCGUACAAUCAUCCUACCCUAAUCUCAAGCAAUCGAAUCCACAUCUACCAAUCCUCGUUCGUGAGGCUGCCGGUGUACCAGCACGUGCAUUCGCUAGAUUUGAAUACGGCUUGGAGAAGAACGUUAGCUUAGAUGGAUUGUCUGCAGGUGAGGUGACAAAGCAGGUCGAGACGCUGCUGUCCAAGACCAAUUAG
Wallemia ichthyophaga EXF-994 is the source of this 288-nucleotide messenger RNA. Its product is annotated as NADH dehydrogenase 1 alpha subcomplex subunit 2. The transcript is spliced from 3 exons. The record is from RefSeq and is a predicted model, not a curated record. The coding region runs from base 1 to 288 and encodes 95 amino acids. NCBI's taxonomy places the organism in Eukaryota, Fungi, Basidiomycota, Wallemiomycetes, Wallemiales, Wallemiaceae.